Messenger RNA from Alosa sapidissima (American shad), 2551 nucleotides. RefSeq names its product MOB kinase activator 1Ba (gene mob1ba). Gene Ontology annotation, cellular component: cytoplasm; nucleus. The record is from RefSeq and is a predicted model, not a curated record. Gene Ontology annotation, biological process: positive regulation of protein phosphorylation; hippo signaling. NCBI's taxonomy places the organism in Eukaryota, Metazoa, Chordata, Actinopteri, Clupeiformes, Clupeidae. The transcript has 6 exons. Gene Ontology annotation, molecular function: protein kinase activator activity. The coding region runs from base 153 to 803 and encodes 216 amino acids.
ACAGCGACGCGAAGGGACUAGAGGAGAGGAGUAGUCACAGACCUGCUCUGAGGACUAACAUUUGACGGGGAAACCCCUGUUUUGACUGGUCUAGUCUUGGAGAGAACUGACAGGUGUCUGGUACUGAGGAAGAACUACAGUCUCAAGGAAAAAUGAGUUUUUUAUUCGGAAGCCGGUCGUCAAAGACCUUCAAGCCGAAGAAGAACAUUCCGGAGGGCUCGCACCAGUAUGAGCUGCUGAAGCACGCCGAGGCCACGCUGGGCAGCGGAAACCUGCGCAUGGCGGUCAUGCUGCCCGACGGGGAGGACCUGAACGAGUGGGUGGCUGUCAACACUGUGGACUUCUUCAAUCAGAUCAACAUGCUGUAUGGGACCAUCACUGACUUUUGCACUGAGGACAGCUGUCCUCUCAUGUCUGCAGGCCCCAAGUAUGAGUACCAUUGGGCCGAUGGAACCAACAUUAAGAAGCCUAUCAAGUGUUCCGCACCCAAGUACAUUGACUACCUGAUGACCUGGGUCCAGGACCAGCUCGACGAUGAGACUCUGUUCCCCUCCAAGAUAGGAGUGCCCUUCCCCAAGAACUUCAUGUCGGUGGCCAAGACCAUCCUGAAGCGCCUGUUCCGGGUCUACGCCCACAUCUACCACCAGCACUUUGACUCGGUCAUCCAGCUCCAGGAGGAGGCCCACCUCAACACUUCGUUCAAGCACUUUAUUUUCUUCGUCCAGGAGUUCAACCUGAUUGACAGAAAGGAACUGGCUCCCCUUCAAGAACUGAUCGAAAAGCUCACAUCCAAGGACCGAUAAAAUGACUUCACACUGCUACGCGUCGACACGCUGUCCACAUGCUCUCAUCCUUUUGUCAUCGCUCAUUAUUUCUACCCUUUGAUGACAAACUGUCCAACAUGGUUUCACACCAUCCAUAUGACCUUCCCAUCACCAUCAUGUAGUAAGAUGUCUCCCAGAAUGACAGAGGGAGGGCAAACCAUUUUAACACGGAACUCUUGUCUGCUUCACUUGUUUGUGUUGUCUGUCUAAUUUCCUGUCCUUUGCUCUACGGGACCCGACAUAGGAAAAGGGUACUUCUAUUUUGUGCUCCCCUUCAAAAAUGUGCUUUCAAACAUACAACAAAGUUGUAAGUGCCUAAUAGUAUCUGUUGGAAAAUUGUAAUAGUUUUGCUUGAAGUCAUCACAAGAUGAUGGUGAACACAACCAGAAUUCCUUUCCAGUACUAUCAGUACUGGUCUCAUUUAAUACAUGUUGAUAACUACUGCACACAAACUGCAAACAUGAUACAUACAUCCAUACAUACAUACAGUAUGUACAUACGUACAUACAGUACAUCAUGCAAAGUUCACAAAAUGUCAGAAACAAGAACAGUCUUGAAAGCCUUAUUGCAUCUUAUUAGAAUUGCAGUAAAGGUCAAAGGCCACUACAUAAGAAGAGCACAGCUGACAACCAAUCCGUUUCACCACCAUCAUUACUAAUCUCAUCAUCAGCUGCUGGGUGGCAGUACUCGAUUUCUGCUACCUGUAUUUGCCUACAUCUGUCUAACAUCACCUUUUUAAGUAAAAUUAAUGGAUAUAUACUUAUGAAUGUAGUGAGGGAAAUGUUUGUUACGAACUCGCUUGAUAAAGUUUUUGGUUGGUGGGGUAGGACGUCGUAAGCUUACUAUGCAAUAUGUUUUUUUUUUUUGUACUUCUUUUGCUGGCAUUUUUGAUAGCCCAUUGUCUUUCGAUUUUAGACGGUGGUGCAGCUAACUCCAAAAUAGGCCACUUGGAUUUCUCUAAUGUCGACAGACAUGGCAAGAGGAGGCUAUUUUUUAGUCUUUGGCUGCUCUGCUCACACGUACAGUCCAAUUCAGAGAAAUAUAAUUUUAUAUGGUCUGAUUGAUCAGAGACUUUGAUCUGUAUACACAGCGGUUUUGUAACCACCAGACAGAUGUACUUCAUUGGGUUUGAAAAAAGUAAAAAAGACAUACUAUUUUUAAUCACAUUUCUGUAUAUACUUUAUAUAUAUAUAUAAUGUGCAUAAAGAAGGCAUAUUUGAUGAAGUUUAGAGGAUAUUAAAACAAAGUCUAAAAAUUUGUUAUAUUUGCUUGGUAUUGUCAAUGUUUUAUUUUGUUGUCGUUUGCACUUUGAAUUAGUAUUUUAAGAGGUGAAGUGUCCCUGUACAGCUACCUCUUCCAUCAACAAAAUAUCUAUGAAUCCUUCUUCUGUUUGGUGUUUUGGAUAUUUUCCCCCGUACCAUGUUUAAGAGGCUUAUAGGUUUCAUUAGUUUCUUCCAUUUGGUUUCAAUCGCCAAUCAUUGAAUGUUAUCGCUUUAAUGAAUGUGAUACAGUGAUAAGAGUAAAAGAAAUAUGGGGGGGGGGGACUUUAAAAAACCUGUCAGAGUGUCCUGAAAAUUCUUUGGAAACCUCUUGAUGCAUUUUUAUAAAGUUGUAAACAAUGUACACAAAUUGUAUGCAGUGGAAAUCUAAGAUACGGGACUUUGUGGUACCUUAUUGAAUGCUGUUUAUAAGAUAAUAAAAUUAUUUGUUUGGAGAUUUCACUAAAA